GUAGUAGCAGCAAAGCCAGCUUCUACAUAUCAAACCCUGCGGCUGUUGGCUUCAGUGAGGCGCUCCCAGUCGGACCGAGAUGUUAUCAGCUUGUUUCAUGGCUUGGUAGAGACAUACAGUUUCUGUCUCGACUCCUUACUCCCACUGCGACAGUCAGUGCCAACCAUGGAGUAUCUGCUGCAGGUGAAAAUCGGAGCUCUGAUCGGCUUGUUGCUCCUGACUCUUCUGUUUGGAUUCAUCCCUGCGAAAGUAAAAUGGUUCAGAGACACAAACGGGACAGAAGCCCAUCGGAUAGUUCUGAGCCUGAUCAGCUGUUUUGCCGGCGGCGUUUUUCUGGCCGCAUGUUUGCUCGACAUCAUCCCAGAUUACCUGUCGGACAUCAGCGCAGAGCUGGAUGUUCAGAAGCUGGAGACCAGCUUUCCCCUGCCAGAGUUCAUCAUGGCUGCUGGUUUCUUUACGGUUCUCAUACUGGAGAAAAUGGUCUUGAGCUUCCGUCAGAUGAGAGGGGCUCGCGAUGAGAGGGCAUCACUGUUAUCAGAGAACGGGCACGGGCACGGGCACGGCGGGGCCGUCACGACGUCCGACCUGGAGAGCAGCGGCCACCACGUCCACGUCGACUUCCAGGCUCACUCCCCCUUUCGCUCCUUUAUGCUCUUCCUCUCCCUCUCACUCCAUUCAGUUUUUGAGGGGCUCGCUAUCGGCCUCCAGAGCACUGACUCAAAGGUGUUGGAGAUCUGCAUCGCCAUUCUGGUCCACAAGAGCAUCAUAGUGUUUAGCCUGUCUGUGAAGCUGGUCCAGAGCGCCAUUCGGCCGUUUUGGAUUGCCGCGUACAUUGGCGUGUUCGCCCUGAUGUCACCUUUAGGCAUCGCCAUCGGCAUCAGCGUGAUGGAGGCGGAGCUUGCGGCCGGAGCUCUGAUUCAGGCCAUCCUGGAGGGGCUCGCUGCUGGAACGUUCAUUUACAUCACCUUCAUGGAGAUCCUGCCGCACGAGCUUAACUCAGCCGGGAACCAGGUCCUCAAGGUGUUCUUCAUCCUGCUGGGUUUCACCAUCAUGGCUGCGCUGACGUUUUUAGGCUGAGAGCUCAGCAGGAGCAUCUGUGGGGAUUCAACUUGUCCACUUUGUGCCUCCUACCUCUGCUUCCACAAACAUGUUGCUCUGUUUAUCUCAGAAACUAUCAGCAUUUUAAACAAAUAUAACUGCAUUCUUACAUUAACUUUUGACAUUUCUAAGUUGAAAUGAUUUUCACAACAUGCUUGUUUUUUCUUGCCUGAAAGAGUGUUUAUGGUGCAGGAAAUCAGAUCAUCUUUAUACAUUGUUUUUAUCUAUACUUUGAUUUUAUCUAUAGAGGAACAACCUUACACAUGUGCAAUAAAAAAAGAACAUACUUUUUCUUUUAAGCCUUCAGAGCUGUAUCAAAUCAGAGUUUUUUUGUACGUUUUACAAUGUUAAUGAAGCAACUGGAAACAACGGACAGUUUGAAGCAUGAGAUGCCCUGUAAGUCAAGUGUCUCAGUUCUUCUAUUUAAAUGAAAUGUUGUCAUUAUAUCUGUCUGUCAAAGGAGGUUUGACAGCAUCCACUUCCCAAAAAGCUUUAAUUGCACUCUUUUAAAUGUUACACUCCUUGUUUAUGGGAUACAUUUCCUCUAAACACAACGAUUUUAUUGUUUUAGUAAACUUUAAAAUUGCUGUUGCACUGAUGUUUUUCAGAAAAAAUAAUGUGUUUCUCAAAUUCAUACACUCAACCUACUUAAAAAGUGACAUAUUCCAAGGUUUCAGUUCUGUGUCACAAUUUCUAUCUUAGCUUGUCAUGUGUUGGUCCGAUUGUUUCCUCAUUGUGGUCAGUAUGCAGGAAACAGAAAUCUUUGCUUUUUGUCAGCAAAAAUAUUGAUGUCACCUAAAACUUUGCAGACUGUUUUCAACUUUUUUUUUUUACUCGUUUCAUUUCAAGGAAACGGCGACCACAGCUUCCACUUCUGUCUUUGUUUACAGAGUGUCACACUGACACCUAUUUUGCUUUGUAAAGUGUGAAAACCAGUUAAAAACAAAAACUGUGUGACUGUGUAUGACUACCUGUUUAACUGAGAUUGUGCCUUAUCAUUGUUCAUCUUUUCAACGAGGUCACUGAUUUAAACCAGAGUAAAGAGAUUAUGACACUAAAA
Girardinichthys multiradiatus is the source of this 2158-nucleotide messenger RNA. It is a transcript of the gene slc39a1, whose product is annotated as solute carrier family 39 member 1. Gene Ontology annotation, biological process: zinc ion transmembrane transport. The transcript is spliced from 4 exons. NCBI's taxonomy places the organism in Eukaryota, Metazoa, Chordata, Actinopteri, Cyprinodontiformes, Goodeidae. Gene Ontology annotation, molecular function: zinc ion transmembrane transporter activity. Gene Ontology annotation, cellular component: plasma membrane. The coding region runs from base 166 to 1077 and encodes 303 amino acids. The record is from RefSeq and is a predicted model, not a curated record.